AUGUCUCUCUCGCCAGACCCUUCCGCCGCCGCUAACUUCUGCGGCAGCUUAAUCUCCGACCACCCGUCGCCGCUCCCGCCUGAGUCCGACGAGGCAGUGAUCGCCGAGCUUAUCGACGCGGAGAGUCACCACAUGCCGGGAAAUGAUUAUCUCCGGCGGUGCCGCGACCGUUUUAUCGACAUCACGGCACGCUUGGAUGCCAUCAACUGGAUCUUGAAGGUCCACGCAUUCUACAGGUUUAGUCCAGUAACGGCGUUUCUCUCCGUCAACUACUUGGACCGUUUCUUGUCGUGCUCUUCUCUUCCGCGACCGAAUGGGUGGCCGUUUCAGCUGUUAUCAGUGGCUUGUUUGUCUCUAGCGGCGAAAAUGGAAGAGCCCAAUGUGCCGCUCUUGCUUGACCUGCAAUUGUUUGAGCCCAGGUUCGUGUUUGAGCCCAGAACGGUUCAGAGAAUGGAGCUCUGGGUCAUGGCCAAUCUCAAAUGGAGACUCCGUUCCGUUACUCCCUUCGAUUACCUUCAUUAUUUCAUAGCCAAGCUUCCUUCUUCUUCUUCCUUGUCUUCCGAAUCGGUGAAUCGGUUCUUCUCUUCAGCCUCCGACCUCAUCCUCAGCACCACCCGCGUGAUCGAUUUCUUGCGGUUUGCGCCGUCCACCGUGGCAGCCGCCGCCGUGCUCUGCUCGGCUGGCCGUGACAUUGUUUCCGCGAACGGCCAAUUGCUGCUGUGUUCUCACGACAGAGUAAACAAAGAAAUGGUGAGAUGCUGUCACCAACUAAUGGAGGAGUACGUGGUGGACACGUGUCCCGCAUCUCGCAAUAAAGAGACGAGAGCCGAGCCGCCGCCCCCCUCCAGCCCCGUCGGCGUCCUGGACGCCGCUACCUGUGUGAGCUGCGACACACGUUCCGAGAGGAAUUACCUUGGCUCAAGCGGCGAACAAGCCGAGCCGCCAAACAAACAGCUGCGAUCCUCUGCUCCCGAUGGACCGCAGCAAUAG
Messenger RNA from Abrus precatorius (Indian licorice), 990 nucleotides. Its product is annotated as cyclin-D4-1-like. NCBI's taxonomy places the organism in Eukaryota, Viridiplantae, Streptophyta, Magnoliopsida, Fabales, Fabaceae. The coding region runs from base 1 to 990 and encodes 329 amino acids. Gene Ontology annotation, cellular component: nucleus; cytoplasm; cyclin-dependent protein kinase holoenzyme complex. The transcript has 5 exons. Gene Ontology annotation, biological process: mitotic cell cycle phase transition; regulation of cyclin-dependent protein serine/threonine kinase activity. The record is from RefSeq and is a predicted model, not a curated record. Gene Ontology annotation, molecular function: cyclin-dependent protein serine/threonine kinase regulator activity.